This is a messenger RNA of Amphiprion ocellaris (clown anemonefish), 2623 nucleotides long. It is a transcript of the gene dram1, whose product is annotated as DNA-damage regulated autophagy modulator 1. The record is from RefSeq and is a predicted model, not a curated record. Bases 259 to 969 code for a protein of 236 amino acids. The transcript is spliced from 7 exons. Gene Ontology annotation, cellular component: lysosome. Gene Ontology annotation, biological process: regulation of autophagy. NCBI's taxonomy places the organism in Eukaryota, Metazoa, Chordata, Actinopteri, Pomacentridae.
GACGGACAGAGGAAGGAAGCUGCUGAUCAUCACGGGUGGUUCUGUUGGCGUGGGCCGCCCACAGGAGCCGUUUUGGGGAAGAGAUUACUGUAUUACUGUAUAUGAGCUUAUUGUCAGGCCAAGUUUACUGUUGUUCCCGGAGCAGCAUGUGACUGUCGGUAAGAGACCGAAGCUGGAGCUUUAACCGGGGUCUCCUGGCUCCUCUCACUGCGCUCACGCCAAGUUUUGUGGGAAAGUUACGCGUCAGAUUCUUCUGAGAUGUUCUGGUUCAUGCAGGGUCUGUGCGCCCUGCCAGCCUUUCUGGUCGUCUGGUCCUCCUGCACUUUCAUUAUUUCCUACCUUAUUGCGCUUUUCAGACAAGAUGUCGACGUCCUCUUCCCCUAUAUAAGUGACACAGGUGCAAACCCUCCAGAAAGCUGCAUUUUCGGCCUGAUGGCGUUCAUUUCUGCAUGUGCAGGAAUAGGCACCAUUUAUGCCAGGUACAAGUUUGUAGACAAGCUGAGCGAGGACAACGGCGUGGUGAAACCCAGUCUCAAUCAAGCCGCCCUCGGUCUCGGGAUGAUCUCCUGUCUGGGCAUGUGCAUCGUUGCUACUUUCCAGGAAACAACAGUGACAAUAGUUCAUGAUAUCGGAGCGAUGCUGUUCUUUGUCUCUGGUGUUUCGUACAUAAUCCUCCAGACUGUUAUAUCAUAUAAAGCCUCUCCAUUUGGCUCCUCCAUGAGUGUGUUUUGGGCUCGUGCAUUCAUCGCCUUGAUCGCUACUUUGGCAUUUUUCCCAACUGUCAUCUGUGCAUUUUUUGUGCAACAAACUGAACUUCACCAUCACAAGGAAGACCAGGACUAUCCCUACCAUGUGGCCAGCGCUGUAUGCGAGUGGAUUGUUGCCUUCAGCUUCGUCUGCUUCUUCCUCACCUACAUUCAUGACUUCAAAAUGUUUACGUUACAGGUGAGGACAGAGUAUGCGGAUUAGGCUUGAGCAUUUUCGCAGCUUCCAACAGGAUUAGGAUGAAUAUCAGCAUUUUAUACACAUUUGCUUUUCAUGGAUGUAUUUUUCACAGCUCUGUAUUUUUGCCACCUGAAUGAAGCUUUUGCUAGAAUCCAGUUAAAUACUUUAUUUAUACAUUUUGCAUAUCUGCCUGUCAGUCAGCUGUGUCUAAAGGACAAUGCAAAAACAACCAGAAGUUUGUAUCUUUAUACUUUUUUAUGUCCUCUAAGUGUACUUACUGUUGCCUGUGUGCGGUCAAACGCCACUUUGCACUUUGCUCAGCUGUUGCCACACCAGCGUGACACAGAUCCUGUCAGACCUGUGACCAUUAAUAAGAGAAGUUCAUCACACAGUCAACACAUGAUCACUGUUCAGGAGGUUAGAUGCCCAACAAAGCUAAAGACUAUGUUUGUGGGUACUCUACUCAGUCUGCUCUUUCCAUGUCACCCUGACAAUGGUUGUAUUUUAGAACUUUCCAUUAGUUUUUUUCUUUGGAAAUCUUUCAUUUGUUGGUGCUCCAGUUGACAUUUUCAGUUCUGGUGCUUACCGUUUACUGGUACCAGCUGAUGCCUCCACACGGUUCGACAGUGCAGCUACAGAUGUGUCGUAAACAGCUCAUGCAAUGGGAAUUACCCUCCUUAGUUAAUUAGUUUCCUCGGUACGACUGCCAAAUUGAAUUACAGUAAUAAAAUAAGCAGGAACUGUAGCUUAAGCAGGCUUUAUGGCAGAUAAACGAAGUCUGUCUUCGUCAGUCUUCAAGCAGUGGCUCCACCUGCAUCCCCUUUGACCAAAUCAUCUAGUUGUCACAUGGCUUUAAGAUGAGAAAGAAUUUAUUGAUCCGGAAGGAAAUUCUGGGGUCAGACAUUGCUCAGAAAAAAAAAAAAGGACAAACACAAUGCCUAAAAAAAAAUAAACUGUAUUCUCAGUUUUGAGCAGUUAACCACAACUACUUCUCAGAUUCUUGAAUUUGUAGAAUUUUUGGAGACCCACAGCCAUAUUUCACAGGAAAAUAACCUGAAUUUCCGAUAUUCUAACAGCAGGAUUGCUUAUUUUGUAUACCAUCUAUUAAUCUACCUUCUGACCUCAUAGAUGUUUACGGAAUAUCGACCCUGCCUGUGUUUUGAGAACCACCACUUUAGAUCAAUCUGCCGGUAUUGUAGCCGCUGUUUUGCUAUGAAACAAGUACAAAUGACAGGAGACACUAGAAGAAAAAAGGGUACGAGGAAGGGGAUUAAUACAUGAAACUCACUUGACAUUGCCUAAGAGAAUACAAAGAAAUACUGUCAGGCUGCUUAAGAGGUUAAUUACCUUUAACAUGCCGGGAGAUAAGGAAUGUCAGGUCAACAUGCUGAGAGAAGUUUUUGUGUUAAAGUGUUGCGAUUAAAAUGCAGAUAUUACACUUAAACUGAAGUACUGGCUGAUAAACAAAGGAUCAGAGGCCAGUAGUUUUGUAUGAUCUCUGUGCCGUAAUGUAUAUAUGCAUCGAUGAAUACAGGUUAUUGACCUUUUCACUACAGAUACUGGAUUUACAAGGGAGAGUUUCACUGAAUGACUUUUGUACUUGUGACAUCAUGUACUGUACAGAUUAUUUCCUGCUCAUGAGUCGAAAAAUAAAUAUGCUUUUUUUUAAAAAAAAAAA